CUAACAAGGACUCCUCUUAUAUAGGUCAACAAAGUUGUACUCUUUCUUCUAUCUUCCCUCCUUUCCUCCUGCCCUUAUAUUUACUGUUCAUCCACCACCUCUGUGGUUCUGUCCCUUCCUGUUCGUUUCCCUCUAGGAACCAUGGGAAGAAAACCCAUCUUGAGUUUUUAUUAGCUUUUAUUGUGUAGCCGAAUUGAAAAGGGGGAAAGUGAGGGAAAGAGAGAAAGAGAAGGAAAGGAUAGAGAUGGGUUAGAGGGGGGAGAGAGGGUUAAUAAGAUUGCGUUUUUUUAGGGUUUCUGGGGAUUUCAGUUUUUGUUGUUUUUUUGCUUUGGAGUGAUGGAAUUGGGAACAUUCAAUGGCAGUGCCUCUCGGGAGAGGCAGAAAUAUCAGGUUUUGGUGUGGUGGCAGCAGCACAGACAAGAAGAGGAAAUCAGGACGCAGAGACAGAGAAAAGCAACAAAAGGGGUGGAGUCUGGAUCCCCAAAGGAAUCAUCUUCAUCAUCAUCCUCAGGAGCAGCAGCAUCAAACCCUGGUUCUAAAUUCAAGAGGAGGAGAAGGAGAGGAAGAAGAAGAAGAAGAAGACCCACAAAAGCAGUAUUUUCAAAGUCACCAACAGCAGGACCAGUUUUUGUACGCAAGAUUGGAAGCCACCCAAGCAUUGCAGCAACCACCAGCGGCGGCGGCUCCGAAGAAAAGGUCUCACUUUCCGUCUUCUCCUUCAACCUUUGGGCAGCAAGCAACCGAAUAUGCGAGGAAAAUGGAGGAUAGUCACCACCAAGCCGCAACAUCGUCAAGAUUGGGAAUAAGGCACGCCGGCGGGGAGAUCGUGGAGGUGCAAGGAGGGCACAUUGUUCGAUCGACUGGGAGGAAAGACCGCCACAGCAAGGUCUGCACCGCCAAGGGUCCAAGAGAUCGACGUGUCCGGCUUUCGGCUCACACCGCCAUCCAGUUCUACGACGUGCAGGACCGUCUUGGGUAUGACCGACCCAGUAAGGCCGUAGAUUGGCUCAUCAAGAAAGCCAAACCCGCUAUUGACGAGCUCGCCGAGCUGCCUCCAUGGAACCCAGAAACCGUGACGAACACUGUCCGGACAAAAUCGAAUAAUCAACAACAAUCCAAGGAGAACGAUUUUCAGUUUCAUACCCACCAAGGUAACGUGGUUGAGAAUCUCGCUGAAGGUUCUGGAAGCAGCCGGAGGACGGUGACGAUGGUAGGGAGUGAAGUUCAGAAUCUUCAACACGGAGAAAUGGGUGAAAAUCCGAGCAAUAAUUCGAGCUUCCUCCCGCCGUCCUUAGACUCUGAUGCAAUUGCCGACACAAUUAAGUCAUUCUUUCCAAUGGGUGCGUCGACGGAGACGCCAUCGUCUUCGAUGCAGUUUCAGAGUUACCCACCGGAUUUGCUCUCAAGGACCAGCAGCCAGAACCAAGAUCUGCGCCUUUCACUGCAGUCAUUUCAGGAGCCGAUUCUUCUGCACCAGCAAGCGCCGACUCAUACUCACCAGAGUGAACCAGUGCUAUUCCCAGGAAGUGCCCCGCUAGGGGGCUUUGAUGCGUCCUCAGCUGGAUGGGAGCACCACGCACAUCCGGUAGAUAUUGCUCGGUUCCAGAAAAUGAUGACUUGGAACAGUGCUGCUGCAGACACUGGUAGUGGCAGUGGUGGCGGCGGUGGAGGACUAACCUUUAGUUAUCCACAACAGCAGCCGCCGCUGCAGCCUUUUUUCGGCCACAACAACCAGUUGUUUUUUCAGAGGGGACCCCUUCAGUCCAGUAACACGCCCUUAAUUCGUGCUUGGAUAGACCAGCCAAUUACAGCCGCGGACCACCAUCAAAUUCCACAUACUAUCCAUCACCAAUCUGCAAUUUCCGGUAUUGGGUUUGCCUCUUCAGGCGGAUUCUCUGGAUUUCGCAUUCCAGCACGAAUUCAGGGCGAUGAAGAGGAGCACGACGGCAACCCCCAGAAGCCGUCCUCUGCUUCCUCUGACUCUCGCCAUUGAUUGAACAAAGAAAAAGCCAAAGUCUUUUCCUUCUAUAAGGGAUUCUGAUUAUUGAGCAGAAAUUUGAUGAGACCAUGAUAAAAAUUGCUUCUUGACUGCUUUGAGGGAGAUUUUGGUGUCUUGGAAUCAAUGGCCUAAGCACGGGAAGAAGAAAUCUAGAUGAAUGCUUAGGUUUUCCGAUCCCGGGUUUGUUUCGUUUCGUUUCUAUGAUUUCAGUUGAUUGUGUUGUAGUGUAGUUGUAUCUUCGUGGUUUGAGUGAGCCGCUAGAGCUCAACUUUGCUUGCUGAAUUUGCUAUGUAUUUCAUAUUGCUUAACUUUGAAUAUCAUGUAUGUUUGGUGUUAUUGCUGCUGUUGGUAGGAUUUCUAUUAAGAGCAAAGCUAGUUUUUUCUAACCCAGAUUUGAUGCUUU
Messenger RNA from Rubroshorea leprosula, 2402 nucleotides. The record is from the annotation of a GenBank genome assembly. Lineage: Eukaryota; Viridiplantae; Streptophyta; Magnoliopsida; Malvales; Dipterocarpaceae.